AUGCAUCUCCUUUCAGCUGCGAGGACGUUCCUCGCCGCCGCCAUGGCCUUCCAGGCUGUGGUGGCGCACAACAUCGUGCUGCCGGCCCGUGGCAUCGAGUGCUUCCACGAGAGCCUCCACAAGGACGACAAGAUGACCGUCACCUUCCAGGUCGGCGACCGCGAGUUUGGCAGUGCAGGCAACCUCGACAUUGAUUUCUGGAUCAUGAACCCCAUAGGCGAGUACCAGAUCAACGAGAGGACAGUUUCCAACGGCGAUCACUCCUUCACGGCCAUCCACGACGGCAAAUACACCUACUGCUUCGGCAACCAGCACUGGGUCGCCAACACCAAGGAGGUCUCCUUCAACGUCCACGGCAUUGUAUAUGUCAACGAAGCAGACAGCCCCAGCGAUCCUCUCGAGUCUGAAGUCCGACGUCUAUCCGAUCUCCUUGCCCAGAUCAAGGACGAGCAGCAGUACAUCGUCGUCCGCGAGCGCACCCACCGCAACACCGCCGAGAGCACAAACUCCCGAGUCAAGUGGUGGAACCUCUUCGUCAUCGGCAUCGUCAUUGGUGAAUCCCUCUUCCAGGUCUGGUGGCUGCGUCGCUUCUUCGAGGUCAAGCGAGUGGUCUGA
This is a messenger RNA of Trichoderma breve, 615 nucleotides long. RefSeq names its product emp24/gp25L/p24 family/GOLD domain-containing protein. Bases 1 to 615 code for a protein of 204 amino acids. NCBI's taxonomy places the organism in Eukaryota, Fungi, Ascomycota, Sordariomycetes, Hypocreales, Hypocreaceae. The transcript is spliced from 3 exons. The record is from RefSeq and is a predicted model, not a curated record. Gene Ontology annotation, biological process: Golgi organization; protein retention in ER lumen; intracellular protein transport. Gene Ontology annotation, cellular component: endoplasmic reticulum; endoplasmic reticulum-Golgi intermediate compartment; COPII-coated ER to Golgi transport vesicle.